UUGGACUUUCUUCUGUUGUCAAAUGUCAAAGAAAGUUGACAAUUUAUUUUAGAUAUUAUUAUAGGUUCAAAUUUAGGUUAAAAUUUUAAAAAUAAGAGAGAAAUAAAAAUUAUUAUACUGUAUUAACCUUCAACAUGUUUUUAAGAAAGUUUUUUUGUUCAGAAAUAAGCGUCGGUUUUAGAAUAUUUGUUCGAGAUAAGUCUUCUUGGGAUAUAAUAACUGGCGUAUGUGUCGAAAGGCUACCAGUAGUGACACCGCCACUUAAUGAUAUUCAAAAGAAGUUUAAGAAUCUGCAGUGGACCAUUGAAGUAGAAAAAAGUCUUAAGUCAAACCACGAAAUAAGAAAAGAGAACGACAAAAAACAGGCUGAGCUUCUGAAGAAUGAAUCAAUUGAAGUUGAUUUGGACGCUGUCAGUAAAAUUACUGCUCAAGAUUUUGAAGAUGCUUCAAAAGAAGAAUUGGAAAAUUUUAAAUUUGCUGAUAUCGAGACAGAAGCAGAUAAGAGAGGUGACAAAAGUACACAUGACAGGUGUCUUCAGAAGCAUUUGGUGCUUGUAACUCAAGUGAAAUUAGGAAAAGAUGUCAAAACUAUUUUACCACAAGGUGUGUGGACAGAAGGGGAGACAUUGAGACAGACGGCAGAACGAGCACUUUUGGAACAAUGUGGUCCUGAUUUAAAAGUCAAAUUUUUAUCAAAUGCUCCAAGCGGUUUCUACAAAUAUAAAUAUCCUACAGAAAUUAAUGGAAAAAUUGGUGCAAAGGUAUUCUUUUAUUAUGCAAAUUAUAAAGCUGGUGAAAUAAAUAAGGCAUCAAAACCCAACUGGUUAACAAGGAAUGAGAUGACUGAAAUAUUACCAGAAAAAUAUAAUAAAUCUGUACAGAGUUUUUUGAUUGAGGAGACAUAUUAAUUUAAUUAAAAUAUUUAGAAAUCAUAAUAAAUCUAGUUAACUUAUCAA
Messenger RNA from Melitaea cinxia (Glanville fritillary), 956 nucleotides. RefSeq names its product 39S ribosomal protein L46, mitochondrial (gene mRpL46). Gene Ontology annotation, molecular function: structural constituent of ribosome. Gene Ontology annotation, cellular component: mitochondrial large ribosomal subunit. Bases 135 to 908 code for a protein of 257 amino acids. The transcript has 6 exons. The record is from RefSeq and is a predicted model, not a curated record. Lineage: Eukaryota; Metazoa; Arthropoda; Insecta; Lepidoptera; Nymphalidae.